UUAAACCUCACUUCCACUCGUUCAGUGGAAAUCAGGUAAGGGUUAACUAUCUUUAUGCAUGACUCGCCAACUUUGAAUCGUUUUUAACAUGGUGUCCUUUUCAUAGUGUAUUAAAUUUUCCACGGUAUAGCUUGAAUUGUUCAACCUGCCACCCAAUUGCCUAUAUAUUAAGCUGUCUGUCUUCACCUACUUCAACAAGUUGAAUUUACUUUGCAGUUGAGCUCAAUAAGUCAGAAGAAAAAAAAGUUUUCUUUUUGGUUUUUGGACUGCUUUCUUUGUUGUAGGUGAGGUUCUUGAUUUUUUUUCCUCUUUGAAAUCAAUGGGUAUUUCCCUUUCUUUGCUUUUAUCAACACGGGAGGAAAUCCUUGAACACAAGGUUUUUGGUAGUUUUGAUAAUGGUGGUGAUUCCCAUGAAACAAAGCUUGAACAAUCUAUUAAACCAAAUAGAAUAGUUAUACCAAAAAAACCCACCAUAAAGCUCCCUGAACCAGUUGUAUUUUCUUCUCCAAGGCCUGUAACUGAGCUUGAUUCUGCUGCAACUAAGCUUCAAAAAGUCUACAAAGGGUAUAGGACAAGAAGGAACCUUGCAGAUUGUGCAGUUGUUGUUGAAGAGCUCUGGUGGAAGACCUUAGAUUCUGCAGCACUAAGAAGGUGUUCUAUUUCGUUCUAUGAGAUUGAGAAACAAGAAACUGUGAUAUCAAAGUGGUCAAGGGCUAAAACAAGGGCUGCCAAGUUAGGAAAGGGUUUGUCUAAGGAUGAAAAAGCUCAAAAACUAGCACUUCAACAUUGGCUUGAAGCUAUUGAUCCGCGCCAUCGUUAUGGACACAAUUUACACUUCUACUAUGAUGUCUGGUCUGCAAGCAAGAGCUCACAACCUUUCUUCUACUGGUUGGAUAUCGGUGAUGGCAAAGAACUAAGCCUUAAGAAGUGUCAAAGAACUAGUCUACAACAGCAAUGCAUUAAUUAUCUUGGACCAAAAGAGAGGGAAGCAUUCGAAGUGAUUGUAGAUAGUGGAAAGCUUGUUUACAAGCAAUCCGGAUUACUUGUUAACACCAUUGAUGAUUCCAAGUGGAUUUUUGUACUUAGCACAUCAAAAUCCUUGUAUGUUGGGCAGAAGAAAAAAGGUGUUUUUCAGCACUCAAGUUUCCUUUCCGGUGGGGCUACGACAGCAGCCGGAAGAUUGGUGGUUUCUCAAGGAGUUCUUGAGGCUAUUUGGCCUUACAGUGGUCAUUACCUCCCAACUGAAGAUAAUUUCAAGGAAUUCAUUAUUUUCCUUGAGGAACAGAAUGUAGAUUUGACCAAUGUAAAGAGAUGUGCAGUAGAUGAUGACUACACCGCAUGCAAAGUUGCUGUUGAUGAAUCCAAGCAUGGGGAGAUCAAAGAUCCAACGGCAACAGUGAGUCUACAAAGUAGCAUAGGCAACAGUGCUGCCAAUGUGGAAGAACCAGCAUUCAAUAUGGCGAACCGUUUGUCUUGCAAGUGGUCAAGUGGUGUUGGCCCUCGAAUUGGUUGUGUUAAAGACUACCCCAAAGAGCUGCAAUUUCAGGCAUUGGAACAAGUCAACCUAUCUCCAAGGAUUGAACAUGGUCGCUUCGGAAACUGUGGUCCGAUACCUUCACCAAGACCGAGCCCCAAAAUCCGUGUCUCACCAAGGCUUGCAUACAUGGGACUCCCUAGCCCAAGGGUGUCUGUUAUGGCUGCCAAUUGAAAACUUAGUGAGCAUUCACCAAAUGGUAGGAGGGACAAAAGUUGAGUUGAGCACUUCUUAUGCUCACAAUUUUGGAAUAAAAGUGUAUAUAACAGAUAGUAAAAAAAUGUAAAAUAGGUAGAAGGGAAGGGAUCUAACCGAACAUUCUUUGUUCUUUGAUUUGUUUUAUGCAUUUAGGCGCAGUAACCCCAUUUGUCC
Gossypium raimondii (Peruvian cotton) is the source of this 1906-nucleotide messenger RNA. RefSeq names its product IQ domain-containing protein IQM1. The record is from RefSeq and is a predicted model, not a curated record. The transcript is spliced from 8 exons. Lineage: Eukaryota; Viridiplantae; Streptophyta; Magnoliopsida; Malvales; Malvaceae. Gene Ontology annotation, molecular function: protein binding. Bases 320 to 1708 code for a protein of 462 amino acids.